AUGCCUCUUUUGACCCUGGGCUUUUUCUGUCUUCAGCUUGACAGAGGAAACAUCGCCAACGCUCUUACUGACAACUUUUUUGAAGACGUCGGCAUAACCCAAAACCAGUUCAACGUUGGUCAACAAAUGCUGUCCCUCGGCAUCGUGCUGUUCGAAAUACCUUCCAACAUGAUCCUCUAUCGAGUAGGCCCUGGCAAGUGGCUUACUCUUCAGCUCUUCCUCUUCGGUACCGUCAGCACCUUCCAGGCUUUUCAGAAUAACUACGCUUCCUUCGUCGUGACGCGCUUCUUGUUGGGGUGUACGGAGUCGGGUUUUAUCCCCGGAGGUUUAUGGACAUUGUCCACUUGGUAUACUCGAAAGGAAACGGCCAAGAGAGUCAUGUUCUUUUACUUUGGUAAUCAAUUUGGACAGGCUAGUUCGAAAUUAUUGGCUUAUGGUAUUCUUCAUAUGCGAGGAGUAGGUGGAAAAAGCGGUUGGUUCUGGCUCUUUGCAUUGAUGGGUGGCUUUACUGUUCUCUGCGGAGCUGUACUCGGUUGCCUUUUGCCCGACUCGUUCAAGAACCCCACAAGCGCCUUUUUGCCAAACAUCAACAUCUUCAACGAAAGAGAGCUUCACAUUCUACAGACAAGAGUUCUACUUGACGAUCCCAUGAAGGGAAAGAAGAAAAAGAAGAUUGGUCUUCCUGCUUUCAAGAAAGCCUUUUCCAAUUGGCGUCUUUGGGUUCACGCCGUCAUCACACUAUCCAACAACGCUCCCCAACGUGGAUUCGACACAUAUUCUCCCUCGAUUGUUAAGAGCUUUGGUUUCAAAGGCCUUACUAGCAACGCUCUCGCCUCUGUUGGUCUCUUUCUUCAGAUUCCUGUCUCCUGGUGCUUCAGUUAUGUCUCGGAUAGAUUGCGAGUUUUCCCUCCCUGGACGAUGGAAGCUGUUGCUAAUAUGACUUUUAGUAAUAUGAGGCCUGAGACGGUCAUGGCUGGGUUGAGUUUACAUCUUCUCGGUUACGUCUUCAACCGUAUCUUCACAGAACUCUCAUUGAGAGGCGUCAGUUAUUUCGGUGUCGUAUGGACUCAGACCUUUGGCACUUUCUCACAUCCUCUUAACAUUGCUUGGAUGUCAUUGGCCUGUGAUGAUUCUGAAGAACGAGCCCUUGCUAUGGCCAUGGUCAUCAUGUUUGCCAACAUCGCAGGAAUUGCAGGCGCUCAAAUCUUCCGAUCGGACGACGCACCAAAGUAUCGCCGUGGCUUCAGUAUCAACAUUGCUAUUCUUGCCGUUGGUCUUGCUCUCGCCGCCGUUCGCUUUGUCGAUGAUAAGUUUUGGCGACGCGAAAAGGUUGCCGAGAUUCAGCAGCAGCUUGCUCAGGAGAACGAGAGCACUGGUGAUGAAAAGAGUGGUGGGCAAAGAGAGACUACUCCUACUCUCGGGAUUGAGAAAGCUUCCCCAGCCGCAUUGAAUUCCCUUGCAAAGCCAACAUAG
Fusarium graminearum PH-1 is the source of this 1473-nucleotide messenger RNA. RefSeq lists its product as uncharacterized. Gene Ontology annotation, biological process: transmembrane transport. NCBI's taxonomy places the organism in Eukaryota, Fungi, Ascomycota, Sordariomycetes, Hypocreales, Nectriaceae. The record is from RefSeq and is a predicted model, not a curated record. Gene Ontology annotation, cellular component: membrane. The coding region runs from base 1 to 1473 and encodes 490 amino acids. Gene Ontology annotation, molecular function: transmembrane transporter activity. The transcript has 5 exons.